Molecule: messenger RNA, 1307 nt
Organism: Episyrphus balteatus (marmalade hoverfly)
Lineage: Eukaryota; Metazoa; Arthropoda; Insecta; Diptera; Syrphidae
Product: glutaminyl-peptide cyclotransferase
Exons: 6
Coding region: 285-1307 (340 amino acids)
Molecular function (GO): glutaminyl-peptide cyclotransferase activity; zinc ion binding
Source: RefSeq, a predicted model, not a curated record
UUUUCAUAGUUCAAUCAGUUAGUGGCAAUAUUUUCCGGUAGUUGGUUGUUCAGCUCACACUCUCUCUCUCACUUUGUCCCUGUUCUGUUUUAUCCGUCCGCGUAUACCGUUCCAUUGACCAGAAUAUUUUAAGAUUGGAUUUUUUUUUAGUUUUAAUUUGUCUUGUUUGAUUACAUGUUUAUUUGAAUAUAAGAAGCACCCAUCUUCAGCUAACUUUUAGUUUUUUGUGUCUAAUUUCCUUGUGGAUUUUUUCGGAAAAAUCUGAAAUAGCAACAAAAUCUGAAAUGAAAACAUCAACAAGUUGGCUGUUUACGUUGUUGGCCUUCGCGGGAAUCUACUGCUCCUCCUACUCAGAUGCUCAGGUGUCAACAAACUCAUUCCAGCUUAGUUAUCCUGAUGAUAAUUCCCAUCUCAAUGAGGUACUAUCUCAAGUUUUAGUUCCGAGAGUAGUGGGCAGUCCUGGCCAUACUGCAGUUCGGGAAUAUAUUACAAAAGAAAUGCAAUCCUUAGGAUUUAAUACUGAAAUCGAUAAGUUCAAUGCAAAUGUUCCAAUAUUUGGAAAUUUAACAUUUUAUAAUAUAAUAGCAACAUACAAUUCGGAUGCAGAUGCAUUUCUUACUCUGGCCUGCCACUAUGAUAGUAAAUAUUUUAGUGAUAUACCAAAUUUUGUUGGCGCCAUAGAUUCAGCUGUUCCAUGUGCAAUAAUGAUGAAUGUUGUAAAAACAAUUUCUCCCUAUUUAAGUAAAAAUGUAAAAGGACGAAAAGAUGUUGGAUUGAUGUUAGUAUUUUUCGAUGGUGAAGAAGCAUUUCAAGAUUGGAACGAACAAGAUUCCAUCUAUGGCUCGAGACAUUUAGCGAGAAAACUGAGUGAAUCAACUUCGAUGUUGCGGAGCAAUCAGCAAAUUCGUAAUAUUGAUAAAAUUGAAGUUCUUGUGCUCUUGGAUCUGGUUGGUGCUGCAAAUUCAAAAUUCUUCAAUUUCUAUCCAAACACAGCAAAUCUUCACAGUUCAUUGAGUGCAAUCGAACAAUCGUUGAAUAAACAAAAACAAUUAGAAGGUCAUAAUUUGAUGUUUAUGAGAAAAUAUGCAUCUGGUUAUGUUGAUGAUGAUCAUCGUCCAUUUUUACAACAAAAUGUUCCAAUUCUUCAUUUAAUCUCAACGCCAUUCCCAAAACAAUGGCAUACUGCAGAUGAUAAUGCUGAGAAUCUUCAUUGGCCAUCUAUUCGUAAUUUUAAUAAAAUUCUACGAGUUUUUGUUUACGAAUACCUCAACAGGCACACAGAGAAUGUAAAUUACAGAGGAGUUUAA